Trichomycterus rosablanca is the source of this 823-nucleotide messenger RNA. RefSeq names its product C1q and TNF related 6b (gene c1qtnf6b). Bases 83 to 823 code for a protein of 246 amino acids. Gene Ontology annotation, molecular function: protein binding. The record is from RefSeq and is a predicted model, not a curated record. The transcript has 3 exons. Lineage: Eukaryota; Metazoa; Chordata; Actinopteri; Siluriformes; Trichomycteridae.
GAGAGAGAGAGAGCAUUCUCAGCUGAUCUCUUAGAGGCAGCAAGAAUCAGAUCGGCUGCAUGAGGAUCUCGCUGGUUUGGUCAUGACUGGAUUCUGUCUACCCGUGCUGUUGCUGCUGCCCCUGGUGGCCUCAGUCCCCUCCCCUUCUAGGGCACCACCCAAAUACUGCCGCAGGUGCUGCGAUCCCCUGGACCCGCCGAUCACCUCGUCCCCACCUCGCCCUGUGGCCUAUCAGGCACCAGAGAUUCGAACAUACAUUAACAUGACCAUUCUCAAAGGAGAUAAAGGAGAUCGAGGUGAAAGGGGGACUCCUGGUAAGCCAGGAACAGAAGGCCCUCCAGGCUCCAGAGGUUCCAUAGGUCCUAAAGGCAGCAGAGGGCAGGCUGGAGCUCCUGGAGAUCCCUGCAAGAUACAGCAUUCGUCUUUCUCUGUGGGCCGCAAAAAAGCCCUCCACAGCGACGACUACUACCAAGCACUGAUCUUCGACACCGUCUUUGUCAACCGGGAUGAGCACUUUAACAUGUUCAAGGGCAAAUUCUAUUGCUAUGUGCCAGGUGUCUACUUCUUCAACAUCAACAUUCAUACUUGGAACUUCAAGGAGACUUACCUGCACCUGAUGCUGAAUAUGCAGGAGCAGGUGAUCUUGUAUGCUCAGCCCAGCGAUCGGUCCAUCAUGCAGAGCCAGAGCGUCAUGCUGUCUCUGGAGCUCAACGACGAAGUCUGGGUGCGCCUGUUCAAGCGGGAACGUGAAAACGCCAUCUACAGCGAUGACGUUGACGUGUACAUCACUUUUAACGGCUACCUUGUGGCUCCUACUGUGUAG